AUGCGUGCUGCACUGUUUGCUGCGGCGCUCGGUCACUGUUGCUUCAUCCGUGCCGAGGCUGAGGUUCUCAGCCCCGCCUUGCCGACAAAGCCCACAAAUCUCAUCGAGCUUCCUGCGUGGCAGCCUGUGAAUUUGGAGGGCGCAAAUGAUGCGGCAAAUCAGACUGGAAUUGUGCUGCCUGGCAAGCCCAGUUUGGAGGGCCUGAGCCGGCCACAGGUAAGGCUGGUCAUGCUGCUCAUCUUUGCAGCCUUACUUGGAGCAUGUGCAUGGGUGGCAUACCUGAGCAUCCAGGGCAGCGAUGCUUUCUCGGAUGUAAAUCUGAGCAGCCAGAUGUGCUACCAAUCUCGUGGGCUGAUCUCGUGGGUCUCGUUGAUUUGCUUGGAGCACACUAUCUGGCGAAGCUCAACCUUGUGGUCCAUGGCCCUCAGAUUCUGGGCGUGGAGCCUCUUUGUAGCCGUGGCUGAGUUCACAGUCGCAGCAGAUCCCAGCUCCAUCGACCCGCUGCAGUUCACAGAGAUUACAACAGUUAUGACUGUUUUUGUGUCGCUGAUGCUCGGCUUCUUCAUUACAAACUCUGUCAAGCGUUGGACUUCCUGCGUGGAAGCAUUUCUCUCCUUGUUCGAGGCAAUCCGUGCACUGCAGAUGCAGUUACAUGCUCUUGGCGUUGAGAGCAAGAGGAUUGAUGUCCCCGUGCGUUACGGCAUCCUUUCGGCAUGGUUCAUAGAGCGGAUCCUACGUGUAGAGCAGCUGAAGGAGGACGAGCGGGAGGAGGCACGCGAUGAGGUCUUCGAGGAGCUCAGCAAGAUGACGAAGCCAUUGCAGCAUGCAACUGAUGUGGAGUUCGAGGCGCUGCAGGGCAUGAGCGAUCCUGCCCUGCAGAUUUGGGUCUGGGCAGCAUCCUACCUCGGUCGACUUGCACAGGAAGGAGAUAUACCACCAAUGGCCUCACCGAUCUAUGGUCGCCUUCUGCAGCUGGUGAAGACGGCCCAAGACGCCCUGAAAAACAUCAGGAUGGUCAGUGAGAUCCAGGUGCCAUAUGUCUACAUGCACACUCUGGCAGCUGUUGUGCAUGUUAGUAAUAUCCUUUGCGCUACAAGCUUCGGGCUCACUCUAGGAAGCUGUUUGGGCUCACUCCUUGUCCACCUGGACCCGCGCUUGACACUGUAUGGUGUCACUCCAAAUCCAGGGCAUUCUGCUUCCACAGAUCUUCAAGUUCUCCUCAUUCAGUUUAUGAAAUGCUUCUGUGCUCCAUUGCUCUACCAAGCGUUUCUGGAAAUAGGUGGCAAAAUCCGUUGCUGUCUUUCUGCGGCUGACCUUAACCCUUCAACAACCCUAAACCCUAAACCCUAA
Molecule: messenger RNA, 1350 nt
Organism: Symbiodinium pilosum
Lineage: Eukaryota; Dinophyceae; Suessiales; Symbiodiniaceae
Source: the annotation of a GenBank genome assembly